Oncorhynchus gorbuscha (pink salmon) is the source of this 6328-nucleotide messenger RNA. Its product is annotated as phosphatidate phosphatase LPIN1-like. Gene Ontology annotation, biological process: positive regulation of transcription by RNA polymerase II; triglyceride biosynthetic process; fatty acid catabolic process. The coding region runs from base 258 to 3632 and encodes 1124 amino acids. Gene Ontology annotation, cellular component: mitochondrial outer membrane; nucleus. Gene Ontology annotation, molecular function: phosphatidate phosphatase activity; transcription coactivator activity. The transcript has 21 exons. NCBI's taxonomy places the organism in Eukaryota, Metazoa, Chordata, Actinopteri, Salmoniformes, Salmonidae. The record is from RefSeq and is a predicted model, not a curated record.
AAACAUCCACAGAAACGACCGGUGAGCACACACAGUAUAACAGUCUUACAGAGAAUGGCAAUGAUCACUACUUGGUUUUAACGUCUGAACACAUACGUCGGACUACCGGGUUUCUUACACCUGAAUACACACGUCCGUCGGAUCACCAAGUGUCUAACACACACACACAUGUCGGUUGGAUCACCAGGUUUCUAACACACACACACACAAGUUGAGGAUCCUACGCCUGAGUGGGGAUCGAGCCGUGCCAUGGAACCAUGACCCCAGAGGAACAUCUGGAAGAAUUCUGCAACGACGCCAGUCCCAACUGGUUCUGGUCUCAGACCAUGAACUACGUGGGCCAGUUGGCGGGCCAGGUGUUUGUGCAGGUGAAGGAGCUGUACCGGGGCCUGAACCCGGCCACUCUUUCAGGCUGCAUUGAUGUCAUCGUCGUACGGCAGCCCGACGGCACCCUGCAGUGCUCGCCCUUCCACGUCCGCUUCGGCAAGAUGGGCGUGCUGCGCUCCCGUGAGAAAGUGGUGGACAUAGAGAUCAAUGGAGAGCCUGUGAGUCUACAAAUGAAGCUGGGGGAGAACGGAGAAGCCUUCUUCGUCAAGGAGACAGAGAACACACUGGAAGUGGUUCCGUCAUACCUGGCGACGUCACCUAUCGUGUCCCAGGGGGCGGAGCUAAUGGAAGCUCAGCUGGGGAGGGGUGUGUCUCGCCUCUCUGACCCCGCCACCCUCCAGGUCCAGUCCCUGGGAUCCCAGCAGACCACAGGAGGAGGAGGAGGUGAAGGAGGGAUGAUGAUGAAGAAGAGAAGGAAAAGGAGGAGGAAGGCACGGGAAAGCGGAGGAGGGAGACGGGAGGAGAGUGGGGAGUACUCAGAGGAUGAGGACAUGUUCACCAUCGACAUGAGCACUGAUGAGGAGAGAGAGCACGACAACAACAGUAGCAGGGCCUCUUCUCGGGAGCUCAAUGGAGAGCAGGGCCCUAAGGCCAGUGUGUUGAGCAGCAACUACACCCAGAACACAACAUACACACACUCUGAUGCAGACUGGGCACGCUCACAGAGUGCUAUAAUAGAGCAGACACGUACUCUGUCUAUCCCUCCUAGUGGUGGUCUGUCCAUCUCCUGUCCACAGCAGACUUCUGUCUUCCCUUCUCCUGUCAGCAGCCCCGGUGGCUCCCGCCCCUCCACUCCGAAGAGUGACUCGGAGCUGACCAAUCAGAGCAAAGACAACCCUGAGAUUCUGUGGGCCUGGGGGGAGCUGCCACAAGCUGCUAAGCCCUCCUACCUCUCUCCGCCCCAGAUGCAAGAUUCUGGGAUGAAGUCCCCUGUCUCCAUCCCUGUGUGUGACAGCACACACUUCAGAACCAUCCCCGGAGACUGUGGCCCCCCUGGCCAGACCCAGAGCCACCCAGACAAUGGCCCCCCAUCCCUCAACCCGUACAUGCCCCAGCCUGGUAACAACACGGCUGGGCCAGUUGCUGGAGGGGACAUGGAGUUAGUAGGGGCAGCCUGUAGAGAGGUGGAGGGGCUGAUGGCCUCCAGGUUGCUGUCAGAACUGGAUGAGGUGGGCCAGAGGAGCAGCCCGGUCAGACGCACAGACUCCCCAUCCAAGAGGAAAGACAAGAGGAGCCACCACCUGGGCUCGGAUGGAGUCUACCUGGAUGACAUCACUGAGCUGGAACCAGAGGUGGCUGCUCUGUACUUCCCUAAAAGUGACGGUUCAGUGAGAGGGGGCUCGGAAACAGGGGCGCGGAGCACCAACCAAUCACCUCAGUCGGUGGGGAGCAGUGGGAUGGACAGCGGUGUGGACAGCUACGCUGACCAGCUUGGAGACAUGCCCAACAUUGCCAUCUCUCUGUGUGGAGGUCUCACUGAAAACAGAGAGAUCACAAAAGAACAGUUCCAGGAGAGAGCCAUCUCUUACCAGCAGUUCACUGAAAACCCCUCCAUCAUCGACGAUCCCAACCUGGUGGUCAAGAUUGGAACCAAGUACUACAACUGGACCACCGCAGCCCCUCUCAUGCUGGCUAUGCAGGUGUAUCAGAAGCCCCUGCCCAUGGCCACGGUGGAGAACAUCAUGAAGGAGAAGAUGCCCAAGAAAGGAGGCCGCUGGUGGUUCUCAUGGCGCAGCAGGAACAGCGACUCCAAAUCGGACUCAGUGUCUGAGACAGGAGUUGGAGACGGGGGAGAGACCUCUCUCAGCAUGGCUUCAGUCAAUGGAAUGAAGGAGGAGUCUUCCUCCAGCGAUGAGGAACACAGACCGUCCAAUCAGGACUCAGAAUCCUGCCAGCCCGAGCCUCUUCUCACUCCUGGUAGUGUCUUCUACAGGAAGACCCUCAGACUGACCUCAGAGCAGCUGGCCAGUCUUCAGUUGAAGGAGGGUCCUAAUGAGGUGGUGUUCAGUGUGACCACUCAGUACCAGGGCACCUGUCGCUGCCAGGGCACCAUCUAUCUCUGGAGCUGGGACGACAAGAUUGUCAUCUCAGACAUUGACGGCACCAUCACCAGAUCUGACACCCUGGGCCACAUCCUGCCAACGCUGGGCAAAGAUUGGACCCACCAGGGCAUUGCCCGCCUCUACCACCGAGUCAGCCAGAACGGUUAUAAGUUCAUGUACUGCUCUGCAAGGGCCAUAGGUAUGGCUGAUAUGACGAGGGGGUAUCUCCACUGGGUCAACGAGAGAGGAACCAUGCUGCCUAUAGGACCUGUCCUACUCAGCCCCAGCAGCCUGUUCUCAGCCCUGCACAGGGAGGUGAUAGAGAAGAAGCCUGAGAGGUUUAAGAUUGAGUGUCUGACCGACGUGAAGCAGCUGUUCCACCCCAACACUGAGCCUUUCUACGCAGCCUUCGGCAACAGAGCCACGGAUGUGUAUUCCUAUAAGGAGGUGGGCGUUCCCCUAAACAGGAUCUUCACAGUCAACCCCAAGGGAGAGCUGAUACAGGAACACGCCAGGACCAACAUCUCAUCGUAUGGUCGUCUGUGUGAGGUGGUGGACCACGUCUUCCCCCUGUUGAUCAGAGGUCACGUCUCGGACUUCUCCUGCCCUGACACCUUCAGCCAGUUCACCUACUGGAGAGAACAGCUGCCCCAGAUCCACAGCCCUGAUCAGCCCCAGGUCCACAGCUCUGAUCAGCCCCAGAUCCACAGCCCUGAUCAGCCCCAGGUCCACAGCCCUGAUCAGCCCCAGGUCCACAGCCCUGAUCAACCCCAGGUCCACAGCCCUGAUCAACCCCAGGUCCACAGCCCUGAUCAACCCCAGGUCCACAGCCCUGAUCAGCCCCAGGUCCACAGCCCUGAUCAGCCCCAGGUCCACAGCCCUGAUCAGCCCCAGGUCCACAGCCCUGAUCAACCACAGGUCCACAGCCCUGAUCAGCCCCAGGUCCACAGCCCUGAUCAGCCCCAGGUCCACAGCCCUGAUCAACCCCAGGUCCACAGCCCUGAUCAACCCCAGGUCCACAGCCCUGAUCAACCCCAGGUCCACAGCCCUGAUCAACCCCAGGUCCACAGCCCUGAUCAACCCCAGGUCCACAGCCCUGAUCAACCCCAGGUCCACAGCCCUGAUCAACCCUUGGUCCACACCCCUGACCAUCCUCUGGAAAUCAGCUGUGGAGACCCACUUCCACACCAGACCACCCCAUAAGUGACCUGUGUGCAAUCUGGGAAGGAAAGGGAGAGACACAUUUAUGAUGAUGACGGCGUGCAAAUGAAAGAAGCAUGUCUCUGCUCUAAUGUCACACACACAUACACACACACACACACACAUACACACGCACAGCAAUGCAUAAGCAGACCUUAACACACACAUGGUUGCCAUGUGCAUACUUAUGCACUAGUGGAAGUUCUCUCCGACAACAACAGGCAUGUUAGCACUGAGUGGUAUUUCUAUGUACUCACCUUUCCUAUUUGUGUUCUACUCCUCAGUGUUCUGCUCUACAAUACCUAGCCUACUGUUCAUCAGGUGCAAAAGGUGCUACUUGUAUACAUACUGUAGCUGCAACUCCGACAAGAAGCACUGAUUCAGUUAACCUGGGGGAAAUCACUGUGAAGAACAGCCUAUCAACGACAGCUAUUUCACCCAAUUAGCAUUGCCCGAUUGAUUCUAGCACUUUUAGUCUCCAAUGUGGGUACAGUAAACCGCGAUGCAUGUUCGGUUGACCCGUUCAGAUCUAACGAUCACAUGAAGUGCGAAUGUAAUAAAUGUCGAACAAAGCAGGAUUAUGCUCAACUAGCGCUAUUAUCAUAGCGCAUGGCGAUAAUUCAGUUCACCCGUUCGACCUCCAAACAUUUGUCGAUAUAAUCAAAACAAAUGUUAUUUGUCACAAAAACAGGUGUAGACCUUACUGUGAAAUGCUUACUUCCAAGCCCGUAACCAACAGUGCAGUACAAGAAAUAGAGUUAAGUAAAACAUUGAAUAAAUGCGUUUUAAAGCGCGUUUCCGUUCUAGUAAGUAGCGUUCUAUAUUCGGUUUUUAUUCUUCCGUUUUUGUUGUUGUUGUCAUGUUUUGUGUAUGAUAGAUAUGUUAGUGAUCAACUGAACUGAAACUGUUAACCAGUGCAGCUCCUCACUAUUGUUAACAAGGCACAGAGGAGGGCUGCCUCUCUCGUUGAUGCCUCUCGCCCAUAGUCGUCAACAGUCCUUAUAUGGUCAUGUAACCAAACAACCUGAGAAAAACGUGAAACUGACGUUACUCUUGACAGUAAGCCGUGCAAGAAAACUCAGGUUGUCAGUUUUAGCAGUCGUCUCUGUCUUCGUUUCUCCGCCACUCGUCACGGGUUUCCACGGACCGUGACACACAUUGUCAUCAAAUCAAAUCAAAUCAAAUGGCAUUUGCCACCUGUGCUGAGGUCUACACCUGUUAUGUUGGGCGCAUGUGACAAAAACAAUUUGAUUUGAUUUGAUGACCUGUCCGAUCCUCUCUGUGUGCAGUGUCAUGGUUUUGGCUAACAUUAACAGGUAAUCUUGUGCAGACAGUAGAAAACAUAUUAUAUCCUCUGCUUUGGUGUAACUGCGAGAUGAGAGAAACCUACAAAUGUAUGAACUAUUUAAUUAAUUUCACAUUUUUAAGCGAGCAGCUUGUGAACGCACUUGGAUUUGGGCUUUGGUUUUUAUUUCACUUUAAAUAUUGUGUUUAUGUGAUUGAAUCUGAAUAGAGUUUUGAUGUUCAUUCUCACUGUUGUACAUAGUGCAACCUUUUUUUAGCGAUCGAAUUCAGAAACAUUGUCAGUAAAAGUGGCUGGCUGCUGGACUACAGUAGUUUGACCUUAAGGCUAACAACAUUUUUGCACUGACAGACGUAUAGUGUCCACUGAAGCGAAACCAUUGAGAUAUUCUACAGUCAACCAAUCAACAUUCUCCUGAAUUCUAGAAUCUACUACUUAGAUACAAAGAACUUGGACAAACAGGUUAAAUUGAACUGUCGCUCCUUGUAAUUUCAGCAAUUAGAAUGCACAACAACCUUGACGGUUCUGAACCUCCCCAAAGGGUUUUAAAGCACAAAGCACUAACGACAGUCCGUCUGUCCAAUCAGAUCUCUGUUGUGAACAGAGGCGGCAGGAUGUUUCUAUGGGUGGCUACCGUGGAAUGUGUAUCAGCAUAUGUAUAUUGUGCAAUUGCCAAUGUCAUCCUGUGUGUAAUACGGAUGGAUAUUCAAGACGUCCUGCAUUACCGGAAUGAAUACUAACACUGUGAUACAGUAUUUCUCUCAUUUUUUAUUGAUCAUAUUGAUGACCACUAUAAAACCUGAUUGCAUCACUAUGGAGGAGAGAAGGUUCCCACCGUCCCUGUGUCAUAUGCCGUGUUGAUUACUUUCAACACCUUUUACAUUCACUUUGGUUGAAUUGACUACCAGUGGGAUGGUUGAAACCUCCAUUUGCCAUGGUUCAGGAGUAUUGUGACAUGGCCACUAAUGUGAGAUGUUGAAUUUACCACCAACCGAAGAGGUGUGUUGGUAUUAGGAGGAUAACGGAUGGACGGACGGAUGGAUGGAUGAGUCAAUGGAGGCAUGUGAUAUCACUGUUGUUGUGUUUUAAUCCUCUGUGUCGUUGUCUUCUGUUCUCCCUUUACUGUACUGUCACAAGAUUUGUUCCAAGUAUGUUAAAGUACUACUGUAUAUUCAGAUUAAAUGACUGUAUUCUUUCUGUGAAAGAUCUAUAUAAACAACGAGCUUGUUGCCUUACAGUAUGCCGUGGCUGUCUCUACCCUCGUUAGUUUGUUUCUGAGAUGUACAGAGUCAAUUACUCUCGCACUGUGUCAUGUUGUAUAGGUUAACAAUCCAGUCUGAAAAUAGCUAUAAUGGAAAUAGGUUUUUCAAUAAAUGCAAAGUUGAUUGUUGAUGGA